Akanthomyces muscarius is the source of this 201-nucleotide messenger RNA. RefSeq lists its product as uncharacterized. The transcript has 3 exons. The coding region runs from base 1 to 201 and encodes 66 amino acids. The record is from RefSeq and is a predicted model, not a curated record. NCBI's taxonomy places the organism in Eukaryota, Fungi, Ascomycota, Sordariomycetes, Hypocreales, Cordycipitaceae.
AUGUACCCAUGUACCUACGGUACUAAUCUUGCCUACCUUACCAGUGGCAGUACCUGGAUAUCUCUCUCUAGUGCAUUGUGUUUUUUUUCGCUUUCCUUCCCAAGCCUCAUCUCUCCUGCUCGCCACAUCGCGCCUAAAUUGCACUCCGCCGCAAUCUCCCUGCCGCUUCCUUCCUCCACCACCCACCAACACACGGCCUAA